AUGGCAUCCAGACGACCAAAGCGUAAAUGCAGACUUCAGACAUCAGAAAAGUACAGCCCGUUGACUAAGGCCCUAGGCUCUGGCAGGGACCAAGAGGGUUUUGAGGUCAGAUAUAUCAAUGGAUAUAUUGGGCAUGGAGUAUUUGCUUCACAGAAAUUUAACACGGGAGAUUUCCUCCUGGAGUAUAAGGGAGACUUAGUUUCCAGAAAGGAAGGAGAAAGACGAGAGGCACAAUAUACCCCGACUAAAGGAAGUUUUCUGAUGUUCUUUUCCUACGAUGGAAAGAGACUGUGUAUGGAUGGAACAGAGGACCCGUUUGAUACAAACAUGGCAAGGAUGAUCAAUGACGAGGGAGAAAAUCCAAACUGUGUGAUGAGGGCCAUUUCAUUUCUUGGACGACCCCGUCUGUGCCUGUUUGCCCUAAAAGACAUCAAUAUUGGGGAAGAAUUAAGAUAUGAUUAUGGAGUGGAAGAUCUGCCUUGGCGAUUGGAAUCCAAGCGGAAGUCACUAAGAAGAAAUUCAUCUUUAGAUGAAUUGACCUUCUGUGGCCUAAACAAGGAAACAACAAAAAGUUGGUGGAUGUGA
Messenger RNA from Liolophura sinensis, 585 nucleotides. RefSeq names its product N-lysine methyltransferase KMT5A-A-like. Gene Ontology annotation, cellular component: nucleus; polytene chromosome. The transcript has 6 exons. Gene Ontology annotation, molecular function: histone H4K20 methyltransferase activity; transcription regulator activity; protein binding. The record is from RefSeq and is a predicted model, not a curated record. Gene Ontology annotation, biological process: regulation of transcription by RNA polymerase II; regulation of DNA damage response, signal transduction by p53 class mediator. The coding region runs from base 1 to 585 and encodes 194 amino acids. NCBI's taxonomy places the organism in Eukaryota, Metazoa, Mollusca, Polyplacophora, Chitonida, Chitonidae.